AUGUUCAAAGUAAACUACUCCAUCUACAACUCCUUCGCUGCUACUGUGCAGGACCUACUGCCACAACUACCUAGAAUGGUCCAAGAUCACUUUAAUCAUGUCAUGGAGGAUGAGGUCUAUGGUACACCCAAUGCUCCAAAGGACAGUCAACUACUGGAAUUCAUUGUCGACAAUGAUGGGGAACAAACUAUUUCACCUUUGACUAUCUUGGCCAAGUGUGUCAGUGCCCUCUAUCAAGGAACACACAGUCUCGGCCUGUUCACCAAUCGAAUUGAGCUUGACACUUCCACAUCUGUUGGAGGUGAUCCCCCCACUUCUGACUCAGAUGUCUCCAACUGGUGCUUAGUCAGUUGUGACACCACUCCAGGGCCCACACCCAAGCUCAACAUGCUCACUAACCACCAUUCAAAAGUGCUUUCUGGUCUAAAUGACAAGAUGAGGUGGGAUGAUCAAGACCUUCUCAAUCCUAGUUUCUUGGACAGACUGCACACUGAAUACUUUGCAGAACAUGGUGAUCAGCCAGUGCCAAUCACUGUUGAACUAUUCAACUGGGUGGUGGACAAGUGUACCAUGCACUCUAUCACCAAAGAGUACAAGCUUCUUGCCUCAGCCUAUGCACUAUGCUGGAAUCAAGUGGGUCGCCAUGCAUAUGACUUCCUCAUCAAAUGGGAAGCUCAUGUCUUGGAAUUGCACACAUACCUGAAGACUCCAUGGAUGCCUGAUCACUGUUAUAGGACCCUCAAGCAUGCACUGCCAUCCAACAGAAACACCCUGUUCAACUUGGUGUUCAUCCUGCAUGAACAACAUCAUGGUAGAGAGCAGAUGGCUGAGAGUGUUGCUGAUGUCUUAUGCAGAUGUUAUGAACUUGCGGCCAUGAGUGUUCCAGUGAACCAGCACCACCACACAACCGAGGAGUCCAAACUCACCGCUUUGCGAGCCGCCACUCUCAUUAACUGCUGGGUGUGUGGUAAACUCGGUCAUGCAGCCAAUUGUUGUCCAAACGAUGCUUCCCAUGCUCGCUGGAAAGAAGGGAGAGUCAAGGUGCCGCCGAAGAGUCAUGCGAACACAUGUGUCAGGGGUUGUGCGCCUGAAACCCGAAAUCUGUGGUAG
Ustilago hordei is the source of this 1110-nucleotide messenger RNA. RefSeq lists its product as uncharacterized. Gene Ontology annotation, molecular function: zinc ion binding; nucleic acid binding. The record is from RefSeq and is a predicted model, not a curated record. Bases 1 to 1110 code for a protein of 369 amino acids. The transcript has 3 exons. NCBI's taxonomy places the organism in Eukaryota, Fungi, Basidiomycota, Ustilaginomycetes, Ustilaginales, Ustilaginaceae.